AUGGUUGGCCUCGUUUCCGCAGCCGGCUUGGUUGGCUUCCUCUCCGAACCCGAUCCUGAACUGAAGGUCUUCGCCCUCAAGGCCCUGGAUGCGCAAGUCGACUUGCUGUGGACGGAAAUUGCCGAUUCUAUUGACAAAAUAGAGGCGCUCUUCGAGGAUGAAUCGUUCCAGGAACGUGAGCUGGCUGCUCUGGUUGCUGCUAAGGUAUACUACCAUCUUCAAGAAUAUAAUGAGAGCAUGGUAUUUGCGCUGGGGGCAGGAAAACUAUUAAAUUUGGAUAAUGGUGGCGAGUUCGAAGAAACGAUUAUAUCGAAAUGCGUCGAUACAUUUAUUUCGAUAUCUGCCAGUCCGAAGUCAUCGAAUGCUGCGCAGGUUUCCAAGAGCAUCCCGCGCCCAAAUAAUUCAUUUUCUCCGUCUGCAAAUGGGGCAACCAGCACUUCCGCAGGUCUUACGUCGCCCAUCACUCCGUUCUCUCAGUCUGCCUUGCCAUCGAAAUCCCUGCUCUCGCGACAGGACUCAACGCCGUUGGAGGCUGGUGGUGAGGACGCAGGUGCGGAUGCCGGCGAGGUCCCCCUUGUGAUUCAGCGAGGUGUUCAGAAGCAGCUCCAGGCCGUAAUUGAAAGGCUAUUUGAGCAGUGCUUCCAACAGAAACGCUAUCGCCAAGUCGUGGGCAUAGCCGUUGAAGCAAAGAAUCUCGACGUACUACGAAAGGUUAUUCUUUGCGCGAGUGAAGACGAAAAGCAGCAGGAGGCAUCCUCACGAAGUAGUGAAGAGCUUAUGGAAUAUGUUUUGGAUAUCUGUAUGAGCGUUGUACAGGAAAGGGCUUUCCGAAACGAGAUCCUGAAAUUGAUCCUUGAGCUUUUGAAUGAAAUACCUUCACCGGACUAUUUUUCUAUCGCGAAAUGUGUUGUCUACCUUAAUGAGCACUCAAUGGCUUCGGAUAUUCUACGUCAACUAGUCGAAAAAGGAGAUCCACGUUCUUUAUCUAUCGCCUAUCAGAUUUCGUUCGACUUGUACGACAACAGCACGCAGGAAUUCUUGAGAAAGGUUCGACAGGAAAUUAGCCAGCUGAUUCCUGACCCAAGUGAAAGUGAAACCCAGAAUGAGGAGUAUGACGCCAACGCAACUAAAGAAACGGACUCGUUAUUCCAGAAUCAAGAAAGUCGGUCUGAAACCUCUAACAGCCGGAGUUUGGGCUCGGAGGGUGUGAAACACAAAUUCUCUGACGAAGCGCGAGCGGCCUUGAAAUCUAUCCGCGAUAUCGUCGAUGGUGUCAAUUCUAUUCAAUUAUAUCUGGAAUUCAUGUUCCGGAACAACAGAGCCGACAUUGCAAUACUUAACAAAAUAAAGGAUAGCUUGGAAGCCCGUAACUCCAUAUUCCAUACCGCCGUGUCGCUCUCCAAUGCGUUCAUGCACGCAGGAACUACACACGACAAAUUCUUCCGUGACAACCUUGAAUGGCUAGGUAAAGCUGUCAAUUGGUCAAAGUUCACUGCCACGGCGGCCCUUGGUGUGAUCCAUCGAGGAAACCUAACCCAGGGACAGCGGCUUCUUGCGCCAUAUCUCCCCAAGGAUAAUAUUGCUGGAGUUGGCGGUUCCGGAUCGGUUUAUAGUCAAGGCGGCUCAUUAUACGCCUUUGGCUUGAUCUAUGCUAAUCACGAAGGCUGGGCAGUGGACUUGAUUCGAGAGCAUUUCACGAAAGCAACGGAAGAAGUGAUCCAGCACGGUGGCGCACUUGGUCUGGGUGUUGCUGGGAUGGCAACUGGUGAUGAAGGCAUAUACAAUGACCUCAAGUCUGUCUUGGAAACCGACUCCGCUCUUAACGGAGAAGCUGUUGGUCUUGCAAUGGGUCUUGUUAUGCUUGGGACGGGUAACAUGAAAGCUUUGGAGGACAUGAUCCGGUAUGCCCACGAUACUCAACACGAAAAGAUCAUCCGCGGUGUUGCCUUGGGUAUGGCUCUUAUUAUGUAUGGACGACAAGAAGCUGCGGAUGAAUUAGUCAAUGGGCUCUUGGGUGACCCUGAUCCUACGUUACGUUACGGUGGUAUUAUGACUAUUGCCCUCGCAUACUGCGGAACUGGUAGCAAUAAAGCGGUCCGACGACUUCUACAUGUCGCUGUUAGUGAUGUUAGCGAUGACGUGCGCAGGGCAGCCGUGAUGAGUCUUGGAUUUAUUCUGUUCCGCAAGUACCAGAGUGUCCCUCGCAUGGUUGAACUUCUUUCAGAAUCUUACAACCCCCACGUCCGUUACGGCGCUGCUAUGGCCCUUGGGAUCUCUUGUGCUGGAACCGGGCUAGAUGAAGCUGUGGAUCUUCUGGAGCCAAUGUUGAAGGACCCGACAGAUUUUGUACGGCAGGGCGCUUUGAUCGCAUUGUCGAUGGUUCUGGUUCAGCAGAACGAGACCAUGAAUCCGAAGGUUGGCGCCAUUCGCAAGGCAAUGCAGAAGGUAGUCGGGGAUAGGCACGAGGAUGCUAUGGCCAAAUUUGGAGGUGCACUUGCGUUAGGAAUUAUUGAUGCGGGAGGGCGGAACUGUACCAUCAGCCUCCAGACACAGACUGGCAACCUCAAUAUGCCUGGAAUUGUUGGAACGGCAGUUUUUACGCAAUACUGGUAUUGGUUCCCGCUUUCACACUUCCUUUCUUUGAGUUUCACUCCUACUGCUGUCAUUGGAGUCGACCAGAAGCUGGAGGUUCCCGUAUUCAGGUUCCACAGCAAUACACGACCAAGCCUUUUCGACUACCCCCCCGAAAUUCAGGUUAAAGCAGACGAAGCGCCGGAGAAGGUAAAAACUGCUGUACUUUCAACCACAGCCCAGGCCAAGCGGCGUGCGCAGAGGAGAGAAAAGCUGCAGCGUCGGGAGAGCAUGGAUAUCGACCAAACUCCUACCACCCCCAAGGUGUCGACGCAGCAUGUCGAUAAGAUGGACGUGGAUGAGAACGUUGUGAAAGCGGAAGAAGAUGGGAAGGAGGGUGAGAAGGACGGGCCCCAAACAGAGGCACCGAAACGCAAGAUGGAGAAAGAAAAGGUUGGCUGUGAGCUGCAAAAUAUGUCUAGGGUACUUCCAGCACAGCUGAAAUACCUCACUUUCCCCGACCCGAGAUAUGAACCCGUCAAGCGCCCUACCGGAGGAGUUGUCGUUGUCCUGGACAAAAACCCGUCCGAACCGCGUGAGAUCAUCGAGCUACGGGCGAGUAGGGAGACGAAGCAGCCCGCAGGCGGGGAGACGAUCCAAGACCGAAUCAACGCUGCCAUGAGCGCGUUGGAGUGGCCUACGGAUGCUGCAGUUGCGGGCGCAACUGGGGGAGCGGCAGCAGCAGCUGGUGUGCUAACCGCAGUUGAUGAGGAUGAAGAAGGAGCAGAAGAAGCACCGGUGCCCAAUGAGUUCGAUUACUAUUCUGAUAAUGCGGAAGAAUAA
This is a messenger RNA of Paracoccidioides brasiliensis Pb18, 3414 nucleotides long. RefSeq names its product proteasome regulatory particle base subunit RPN2. The coding region runs from base 1 to 3414 and encodes 1137 amino acids. Gene Ontology annotation, cellular component: nucleus; proteasome storage granule; proteasome regulatory particle, base subcomplex. The record is from RefSeq and is a predicted model, not a curated record. Gene Ontology annotation, biological process: regulation of protein catabolic process; proteasome-mediated ubiquitin-dependent protein catabolic process. The transcript is spliced from 5 exons. Gene Ontology annotation, molecular function: enzyme regulator activity.